Messenger RNA from Phyllostomus hastatus (greater spear-nosed bat), 3282 nucleotides. It is a transcript of the gene RBAK, whose product is annotated as RB associated KRAB zinc finger. Gene Ontology annotation, biological process: negative regulation of transcription by RNA polymerase II. The transcript has 4 exons. The record is from RefSeq and is a predicted model, not a curated record. NCBI's taxonomy places the organism in Eukaryota, Metazoa, Chordata, Mammalia, Chiroptera, Phyllostomidae. The coding region runs from base 521 to 2578 and encodes 685 amino acids. Gene Ontology annotation, molecular function: DNA-binding transcription repressor activity, RNA polymerase II-specific.
GCUGCUGUCGCUUCCUGUCCGUGCCCAGGUCACCGCUGGCCGUGGUUCCCAGGCUCUGGCCUCCGUUGGGCGAGGAUCCCGGGGUCUGCGGGGCUGGACGCUGUCCGGUCGGGCCGCCACCCAGCGGGCGCGGGGCUGUGCGGGCCAGGGUUCGCGCGGGCGGGAGGGUUCUGGAGCGGGGACCCCCGAGGCGACCCCGGAGCCCGCGGGCCAGGCCCGAGGAGCUGGGCGGCGGGGGCGGCGGGGUCCGGUCCGGGCUGGGCUGCAUCGCGGCGGCCCGGCUGAGGCGCGCGGGACGGUGAGGCCCCGGGAGGGACGUUCUCCUGAGUGAGUUUGUCCCGUAGGCCCAGAGCCGGCUCCUCGGGGACGCGGCCUCGGGAGGAGCAGCGGCGAGGACCCCGGGGGAGAGGCGCCGGAGGAGCAGCCGGGUCCCGGAGCCUCGGGAGCCUUGGGGCAGAUCAGCGAGUCCCGCGGGGUCCAGUGUGAACAAGCUCUACACUUUUCCAAGAGCAGCAGAAAGAUGCGUGAAUUCCAGGAGCCAGUGUCGUUCAGGGACGUGGCCGUGGACUUCACCCAGGAGGAGUGGCAGCAGCUGGACCCCGUGGAGAAGACCACCUACCGGGACGUGAUGCUGGAGAACUACAGCCACCUGGUCUCCGUGGAGGGAAGCUGGAAAGCCGACGACGUGUUAGACAGAACCCGAGAAAGUGAGGACGACCAUUCGGGGCGAGCAGCUUGUGUCAGUGGCAGGACCAUGACCGGAGAGGGAGAGAGCGUGUUCGACACAACUUGCAGCGCAGAGGCAAGCCCUGCGCCUGCCGGCGCGUCCCGCGACUGCGUCUCCUGCGGAAAAGCUGCCGAGCCGAGGGCGGAGCUAAUCACUAGCGACGGGAGCUACGCCAGACAGAGCCGGGGCGGGUGCGGCGGAUGCGGGGAGACGUGCCGUGGGGAGCAAGCCCGGGCGUCUCAUCCAAACGGGGGGGGCUGUCCUCAAAGUGAAGAAAGUGCUCUUCGGAAAACGGACAUUUCAGAGAAACCCUUCGACUAUAACGAGUGCAUGGACGCCUUGGACAGAGACGCUGUUUUCAUGGCCCGUGCGGGCGCUUACGUCGGGGAGAAGCCCUACGCGUGGGGCGACGCCGGGCCAGACUUCCUCCCGCUGUCCGGUUUCAGCGCCUACCAGAGGCCCCAGGUGGAACUGAAGCCCUUCGAGUGCAGCGAGUGCGGGAAGUCCUUCUGUAAGAAGUCCAAGUUCAUCAUCCAUCAGAGGGCCCACACCGGGGAGAAGCCCUACGAGUGCACCGUGUGCGGGAAGUCCUUCAGCCAGAAGGGCACGCUCACCGUGCACCGGAGGUCGCACCUGCAGGAGAAGCCCUACAAGUGCAGCGAGUGCGGCAAGACCUUCUGCCAGAAGCUGCACCUCACCCAGCACCUGAGGACGCACUCGGGCGAGAAGCCCUACGAGUGCGGCGAGUGCGGGAAGACCUUCUGCCAGAAGACGCACCUCACCCUGCACCAGAGGAACCACUCGGGGGAGCGGCCCUACCCCUGCGGCGAGUGUGGGAAGUCCUUCUCCCGCAGGUCGGCCCUCAGCGACCACCAGAGGACGCACACGGGGGAGAAGCUGUAUCAGUGUGACGAGUGUGGGAAGUCCUACUACCGCAAGUCCACCCUCAUCACGCACCAGCGCACGCACACGGGCGAGAAGCCCUACCAGUGCAGCGAGUGCGGGAAGUUCUUCUCGCGGGUGUCGUACCUCACCAUCCACUACCGAAGCCAUCUGGAGGAGAAGCCCUACGAGUGCCACGAGUGCGGCAAGACCUUCAACCUGAACUCGGCCUUCAUCCGCCACCGCAAAGUGCACACGGAGGAGAAGGCCCGCGAGUGCAGCGAGUGCGGGGAGUCCCCGCUGUUCGGCUGCCUGGCCGCCCGCCGCGCGAGCCCCGCAGGGGAGGACCCCUGUGCCUGCGGCGAGUGCGGGAAGCCCUUCCUUGGGGGCUCGGCCCUGGACGGGCACCCGCCGCUGCCGGGAGGAGAGAAGGCCUACGAGUGCAACGUGUGUGGGAAGCCGUUCUCGGAUGUGUCGUACUACACCGCGCACUACCGAAGCCACUCGGAGGAGAAGCCCUACGGCUGCCCCGAGUGCGGGAAGACCUUCUCCCACAACUCCUCCCUCUUCCGGCACCAGAGGGUGCACACGGGCGAGAAGCCCUACGAGUGCUACGAGUGCGGCAAGUUCUUCUCCCAGAAGUCGUACCUCACCAUCCACCACCGCAUCCACUCGGGCGAGAAGCCCUACGCGUGCAGCAAGUGCGGGAAGGUCUUCUCCCGCAUGUCCAACCUCACCGUGCACUACAGGAGCCACUCGGGCGAGAAGCCCUACGAGUGCAACGAGUGCGGGAAGGUCUUCUCUCAGAAGUCGUACCUCACCGUGCACCACAGGACUCACUCGGGCGAGAAGCCCUACGCGUGCGGCGAGUGCGGGAAGAAGUUCCACCACCGAUCGGCCUUCAACAGCCACCAGCGCAUCCACCGGAGGGCAGACGCGAGCGUGCUCCAGGCCGGCGGCCUCCUGUGAAGUCCGGUCCCGUCUCGGAAAACCCCCUGGACGCGACACUUUGGAGUCAGACAUCAUGACAGAGAGUCCGUGCUUCUCAGUGGGGAGGACGUUCAGGCGCUGGGUUUAUUUUGAUCUGAAUGUUCACAGAGAAGAGUCCCCACGGAGACAGCAAGAAGCAACGCCUUCACCAACACACUACAACUCAUCGGACAUUAGAUAAUUUAUACGGGAGUAAACUUUAUAAAUAUUUAAUAUUUAUUUUGGAUUCAGAUUGUAUUCACAUAUCAGGGAAUCAUACCAAGGCGAAGUCUGUCGAAGUAAUAACUGUGAGAAAAUAUUUUGUCUUGGACACUGUCAGACCAGAAGCCAUAUCUGUGGUGUAAAAUCACGUGUUUAUAAGGAAGCUGUCAGCAGCUACCACCUCGGAGUAAACCUCUGUUGUAUUAAAUGAAGUUUCCAGGUCGUCAGGACCAGGUAAUGAAGCCGGCAGCACCGAUACCCCGGAGGAAGUUUCCGCCACGUUUUACAGAUGCAAUCUAGCAAUAUUUCUAUGCAAUUCUACCCUGGGGCGGAGUCGUGUGUGAGGAGGCAGUGGUCUUAUUUGCAUGACGAGAUGGCAGAGCGUUGAUGAGAUGUUUGGGGGGUACAAAAUAACUAAAUGCAUAGUUUUCUAUUCUUUAGAGGUAUUUAUAAAUGAGUUUCUAAUAAAUGCCUCAUUAAUA